Messenger RNA from Batrachochytrium dendrobatidis JAM81, 882 nucleotides. RefSeq lists its product as uncharacterized. Gene Ontology annotation, molecular function: oxidoreductase activity, acting on the CH-OH group of donors, NAD or NADP as acceptor. NCBI's taxonomy places the organism in Eukaryota, Fungi, Chytridiomycota, Chytridiomycetes, Rhizophydiales. Bases 1 to 882 code for a protein of 293 amino acids. The record is from RefSeq and is a predicted model, not a curated record. The transcript has 8 exons.
AUGUUACAGAAACCAGCAACUCGGAUCACCAGUUGGUCCACUGAAAUCAUUAUCAUUACUGGAGGAUCACAUGGUAUUGGUGCUGUCUUGACAGAUAUUCUUGCUAAUACAAAGAAAGUCAAAAAGGUUGUUGUUCUGGAUAAGAUUCCUCCAACUAUCCAAGCAGAAAAUGUGUGUUAUUUCGAAUGCGAUGUAUCUGAUUCUAAAGCUGUCGAGCAAGUUGGUAGCAAGAUCGUCAAUCAAGUUGGCAAUCCGACCGCUUUGAUCAAUAAUGCUGGUAUUGUUUCGGGUAAAACCAUGAUGGAUCUAACAGUAUCUGAAAUCGAGCAAACUAUUGGAGUCAAUCUUUUGGGACCGUUUUAUACCAUCAAGGCGUUUCUUCCUGGAUUCAUGGAUCGAAACAAGGGCCAUAUUAUUAAUAUAGCGUCUGUUUUGGGUCUUUCUGGAACAGCGCAAGUUAGUGAUUAUUGUGCUUCUAAAUUUGGAGUGGUUGGAAUGACUGAAUCGCUACGACAAGAGAUUGCUCAUAGCAACGUGUAUGUGACAUGCGUGUAUCCUGGAUUGACAACGACAGGGAUGUUUGAAGGGCUUAGUCAUAAAUUCCCAUGGCUUACGCCGUUUAUGGAACCAAAGCGAGUUGCUCAUGCCAUUGUUGAUGCUCUGGAAUCUGGACAAAGUCAUGAUAUCAAGUUUCCACUUUAUGCUCAUGCACUACCGCUUCUUCAUAUUCUUCCAAUCGAAAUUUCCGAUCUUGUCAAAUGUUUUCUUGGAGCAAAUGAUGAUAUGAAGGAAUUCAAGGGAUCUAUAUCUGCAUCAUUGUAUAAAUCAAUGACUGAUGUCAAAUUGUAUCCUAGACCAGACAGACUUCAAGAUCCACAAUGA